Messenger RNA from Epinephelus fuscoguttatus (brown-marbled grouper), 7429 nucleotides. It is a transcript of the gene map4l, whose product is annotated as microtubule associated protein 4 like. The record is from RefSeq and is a predicted model, not a curated record. The coding region runs from base 161 to 3562 and encodes 1133 amino acids. Gene Ontology annotation, biological process: neuron projection development; microtubule cytoskeleton organization. Gene Ontology annotation, molecular function: microtubule binding. NCBI's taxonomy places the organism in Eukaryota, Metazoa, Chordata, Actinopteri, Perciformes, Serranidae. Gene Ontology annotation, cellular component: neuron projection. The transcript is spliced from 17 exons.
AGGGGCGGGGCUUGCCUCUGAGUCCUGGCACCAGUCUGCUCUGCAAGCAGCGAAAGGUGGAGAGAUUUUCACCUUCACACACUCUAACUGUCACACAUAUACACACACACACAUACACACACGCGCUCUGCGAGAGAAAAGGCACACAUCGAAACGGACUAUGGACCUGAGCCUGCGAGACGCUCUGGGUGGAGGUGGAGGUGGGGUCCCAGGUGGGGCCCCUGCUGAGCCCCUGCUGAAGAGAGACUUUGUGGCCUCACUGGAGAAAGAGAGCUAUGAUGACAAGGUGGGAGAGACAGUCUCCAAGAGUGACUACCGACCCUUGCUGGAUGGAAAGGACACCAAGAGCGGUCCAGGAAUGAUGUCAUCAAUGAUGUCAUCAGGGGGACGCCAAGACCCACCAGGACAACCUGCCUUCAGCUCUGACUACCUGUCUGGUCCUAUGAUGGGUGGGAAGACAGAUCAAUGGAGCCUGAACAAGACAAAGGACAACAGCAUGCCUGACUCAUUUCUAGGCUUCUCUCAGUCUGGGAUGGGAGGAACUACUGGGUCCAGCCUGCCACCAUUCCAGACCAGCAUGAGCUCCACUGUGGGCCAGACUGGGAUGGGUUCAGCUAUGGACACCCAGAAGAAUUUGGGCAUGUUUGGUGUGGAAAACAAAACCACCAGCAACACCAGUGGAAGCAGUCCAUUUAAAACCAGUGAGGUGUUUUCUUCUGGUGGCCCGGAAAUCCACUCUAUGGAUCACCCUGCAGCUCCCGUCCUCUCUCCCAGCGGCUCAAUGGACGACAGCUCUCCCACGUCCUCCGCCUCCGAACCCCUCAGCCCUGAAAGAGUGGGGCCGGGGGGCGAGGCUGGCAAGCAACAGCAGAGACGGCGGAAGAAGAAGAGGAAGGGCCACGACCAGGUCUACGACUUCUUGGAUAGCCAGCAGAAUAACAUCGGCCAAUCAGACAAGCAAGGGAUGCAGGAUAAGGGCGGUCUGGAUGCGGAGGAGGACGAAGAUGAGGAGGAGAACUGGGAGUGGGAGAUCAGAGAGAGUGGAGGAGGGGGUAGAGUGAAAGGCAGGAAGACUAAGAGUCGGGCAAGACUUCCAGAGGAGUGGGGAGUGCCCCAGCAGCCCAUCUCUCCCACACAGGUCACAACUGCUAACUCUGGUCCCUCUGACUCCAAAGCUCCAGACUCCAACCCCAGCCCUGUCUUACCCUCUGCCCCUGCACAAAUUCCCACAAGUUUCAUCAAUAGUUCCCAUGCUAGCCUUGUAACAGAUUCAUCUCCACGCUCUUACGAGCCGAUGUGUGUAGAUGAUUUCCCUUUAUCUGCUAAAAAUGGUCAAAAAGCAAAUGAAGAGAAAGUUUCUACCAGCAAACCUGAAUCUAACGUAAGUGCAACGGCUGGUGUUGCCAACAAGAGUAGUUUAGCUGGGGAUGUUGAUGGUAGUCUAGCACUGAUGACAGGGGACAAUCUGAGCCCAGUCUCCCAGACCUUCUCCUUCCUGGAUUCAGUCCUUCAGACCCCUCCCGGCUCCACUCCCGACUCACAGACCACCACCCCUAUCACCAACACGCCCUCUCUUGCUAUGGCUCCCCUGACUAGAUCUACCCCGACAGAAACUGUCACCCCUGUUUCACAACCCACUUCUGUUUUGAACCCCUCCCAGAGCACUCCAGACCUUCCUCCUACUUCCACUUUGUCCACCAUCGCAUCACCCUUACCUGCCACAUACACACGCCCACCAACAACUGCAGUUGGUUCAGCCCUCAACGCCGAUGCCAAGCCUUUCGUCCCCUCAGCCUCGCUCAUAUCCUCCACAGCCACACCCAGUACGACUGCAGCCGCUCCUGGAACAGCAGCGUCCACCACCACCUUAGCCAAAACCCUUAGUUCCUCAGCUUCUCCCUGUAAGAACGAAGCCACUCCCACAUCAUCAUCAGACACCCCCCUGAAAAGUAUAGCCACGCCCCUUAGCCCAGCAACAGCCACCCCCCCUCCAUCCAUCACCCCCGCAGCCCCUCCUUCUCUCCCUGCACACUCAGAGCACCAGGAGUCCUCGUCGCCACAGCUCCCCCCACUGGAAGUGAAAUCUGACAACAAGGACAAGCAGGAGAAGACAGACAUCAUGUCCAGCAAGACAGACAAGUUGGACGCCUUUGACAAGAAGGAGAAAGAAGAACAGCAGAAGAAGGACAGUGGCCCAGACAAGAACCAGAAGUCUGAGAAGAUUCUCAAAGAUGAGGAAAAGAUGGAGAAGAACAACAAGGCCAUUGAGAAGGCAGAGAAGGCAGACAAGCCGGAGAAGACCAACAAAGAUGAGAAGAAAGAAGAGGAGAAGAAGCCAGCCGAGAAGAAGGACGAGAAGGGAGGGAAAGGGACAGCCAAGUCUCCCACAGGCAAUGGCAGCAAGACCCUGCCGAGCCCUGACAGCAAGAGCAAGCCUGACGUGGGUUCAGCUAAACCAAACUCAGCCAAAUCCCGCCCAUCCACCCUCUCCACCAAUGGCGAGGCCACCUCGGCCAAACGCCCCUCCCCCACCUCAGCCAAUAAAAAAAGCCCUGUACCCAAGGCGACCACACCCACUGCCGCCAAGCAGCCGCCAACAGCAACUGGCUCCACCAAGGCUGCCAAGACUGCAGAAAAUGAGAAACGCCCACCUGUGCCAAAGGCCACGCCCACACCCCGUGCGACUGCCAAUAAGAAUGGCUCCUCUGCGACUCCUGCAAGUAAACCUGCUGCAAACAAGAAUGACAAGUCCGAGAACAAGACAGGAGAGGCCAAGAAACCCAAAACUACAGCCCGUCCUCGCCCAGCCCCCACCACCACUCCUGCUGCCUCUACUAACGGUGAAAACACUCAUCGCCGCCGCGUCAUCACUAAACCCCCAGUGCCCAAGCAAACCCCAAUGGAGAAGAAGCCACCGGUGCCCCGUGCUCCUCGAACCCCCAGGCCCAUUAAUGCUCCGACACCUGACCUGAAGAACAUCCGCUCCAAGAUUGGAUCCAUUGACAACAUCAAGUACCAGCCUGGCGGAGGAAAGGUCUCCUCCACCCCGAACAACAAGGCAUCAGACCCCUCCACCCCUGCCGCCAAGGCCAGAGUUCAGAUAGUGCACAAAAAGCUGGACUUCAGCCAUGUCACGUCUCGCUGUGGCUCCAAGGACAAUAUCAAACAUGUCCCUGGAGGUGGCAAUGUGCAGAUCCUGAAUAAGAAGGUUGAUGUGAGCAAGGUGACGUCCAAAUGUGGCUCAAAGGACAACAUCAAACAUAAGCCAGGUGGAGGUGAUGUGAAAAUUGAGUCCCAUAAGCAAAACAUUAAAACUAAAUCUAAGAUUGGAUCCAUGGACAACGUGGGGCCAGGCAACGAACAGACCAACGGACACAAGGAGGAGAAAACAGAGGAGAAGUCUUCUUCACCCCCAACAGGACCAGCGGGUGUUGCUAAGGCAACAGCACCAGGAGGUGUUGCUAAGGAGAAUGGGGUGAAGGAGCCCACACCUACUCCUUUUGGGGGAGACGGACUGAGGGAGCCCCUUAGCAUAGACAAACGCAUCACUGAGACAAAUUGAGUCCCAGUGUCCUGUAGAUUUUGGUGGGACACGCAUGGCGCUCGCCGACCUGCCAAUCAACCGACCAACCAACCUACCACGGCGCAGUCACUUCCCUUUGGCCCCGCCCUUCAUCUCGCCCACCGCAGCACCGAACUGACCGAUCGCCUCUCAGUGUUUCUGGGGUCCGCCUGCCAGCUUCCUGCUACCAGCCCUGACCUUUGACCUCUCAACGGUUGACCUUUGACCCUGCCUACCACAGAGAAGAGCACUUGCUGUUUGUCUGUGUUUGUGUGUGGGAUUCCACCAGCUUCUCAACUCCUAAAACUCCCUUGUGAGCACUGAUUUAGAAGACUUAAAUGUCAGAUCCCAAAUUUAACGACACUAAUGCAAUAAAGCCACUACAGUAGCUAAUGCUGUAUGGAAGUAUACUGAGCAUUGCCAGUUUUAGAGUAUUUCCACUUAUGAAUAUAAUUACUGUUUUAACAUGCUUAGUGAACAAACACCCUUAGAGCUUAGUUUCUAAGUCUAAUCUAUGGUCCCUCCUGCUGGCUUUUACAAUCCAAAACCACUUUGAUCUUAAAACCAUGUUAGCAGACCUAUGGUAAUGCUAAUAUUUGCCCCAUCUCCAUUCCCAGUCCAUGUCCACUUAGCCUCAGACCACACUCACCAGCUGAGGGACUGUUACCGGUCAGCAGCAGGGCAAAUACUGUCAGGUCUGCUUUAAAUCAACACAUUCCAGCCUCUAAGCCAGCCAGCAAUUAUUUCCAGAUUUACAGUAUCUACAGCGCUGCACGUUGUCACAUUGUAGGUAAUUCUACAGCUCACUCAUCAAACAUUAUCUCCCAUUAUAUCUCUUGAUAUCAGUGCACCAGUGUCUCACCAAAAUUGAUUACAAUAAUGCCUCUCUUUAUCUCUGGAUUAUUGAUAUCAUGAUGCUCAUCGUUAGCAGUGAUCGGUGCGGAGGACAGGGGCUUACGUAGAGUAGACAGGAUACAAUUGGAGACGUUUGGAAACAGAACUAAAGAAUAGAAAUAGAUCUGAAGAUAGAGAUUAAAACCAGUGCAGAAGCAUUCAGGAUGUCUGACAAUUCCUUGGCUAUGUUCAAGAAGAGAUGCAUUUAUUGACAGUACAGUUCAGAUGAAUUUUAUUACAAUCGGGAACAUCAUGUAAUGAUGUGAUCAAAGCAUGAUAAUCAUCAGGAAAGGUAGGUGUUAAGUGACGGGGGAGCUCUGUGGCUUCUCUGGGUAGCCUUGGCUUAAAAAGGAUUUGGCACUGAACACAGGCAUUUGAUCUUGAUGCCAAAUAAGUUCAUUUAACCUUGAAGAAGAGAUAGAAAUUUAAGAUGAAGGUGUAUUAACCCUUCAUGAUAAGUGCUAACCGUAGAGUUAAUCUGCUAGAUCCUGCACCUUUUAGUCAAGCAACAUGAAAGCGUAUAUUUCCUUUAGCACUUACCUUAUUGUGGACGGCGCCAUCCACCAUGUCAUGGGCUGCUGAUGAAAGACCCGGUCACGCCAGUGCUUGAAAUGGCAAGAUUUCACUGCAAAAUUCAUUUGUUGCAACGAAAUGGCCAUAAUCAGUGAUUUCGCUCACGCGGCAGAAGUAAAACUGUGAACAUUUUUCAAAUCACAAGUUCAAGUUAGUGAACUUUGACAUGCUGAUUUGCCAGGGGGAGUAAACUGUACAUUACAGAGAAAAAGAGGGAAAUCAGGGAUCUGUUGUUACUGAAAAAGUUCUCUGCUUGUUAGAGUCUUAGCGGUUAGCUCACCAGCUAGAUUCAUUAACCAACUAGCCGACUAGUUCCUGCGUCACCAAAGGUACAUUCAGACUGCUCAGAUUUGUUUCUCAAAUCAGAUCUUUAAGACAGACUGUCCGCACUGUUAUUUGCAAGUAAUCAGAUCGGAUUUGUGUAUCCAGACAUCACCAACCUAGCUGCAUGGGUUGCUGUGGUAACAAUGUAGGUGUCAGUAGCGUAGCUACGCUGGUGACGCGGCUUUUCAGCACAGAAGUGUGAGAAACAAGGUAUCAGCAUGGAUCUGCUCAGCACCUCAAGAUUUGAGGUCGUCAUUGUGUGUUGUGUUCAAGGACACUUAGAGUGGCCAGAGCAUCUGGACUAAGAUGCAGCAGUAGAAAUCUGACUGGAAUUUAAACCACCUCCUAAUGUGGGUUGGUCAUGGAUUUUUUUGUUGUCUAGUCUUCCUGAAGUUGUUCUGGACAUACCAAAAACACAGUUUGGGCUAUCAGUCUGAACAAGGCCCAAGCUGCUGAAACCACAUAAUUUGGAAAAAAGAGCAAAUAAAUUCCACCAUGCCACUUUCUGGCGUGACCGGGCCGUAAUUCACCACAGCACGAUAUUUUUUAUUCUUCUUGUGGAUUCCCAUUAGCUUCCACAAAGUGGCUGCUGGUCUUCCUGCAACCCAAUACCUUUAUGGUAUAACAUCAGGGUAUACACAGGUCUCUAGAUUAUAUUACCCACCUCUGGGGAUAAUGAGUGUUAAAGCACUACUUAACUGUUCAUAUCCUGCUUAUGAAGCUGAACCUUUGACACUUAUUUGAUCAGUUGUGGUCACGCAGUCUAACGCAACCCCACAAACUACUCUGGGUGUUUCAGGACUGCAGCCCUCAGUGUCAAGACUUACAGACCCUUAACCUUUAUCUUUCAAUAAGCUCAGUUUACUUUAGUCUUCUCAAUAAGGCUUGUUUCUAAACAUCACAUGCAACCCUGUUCUCCUGCACUAGAACUCAUUGGUUCCCGUACAGUCUGAUUGCUUGACCCCGGACCUACCAUACAUUCUUUAGUCCCAGUCAUACACAUAUAGACUCUCCUGUUAGAGACCCCAGCAGUCACCCUGAGCUGUGUCUGAUGUAUACAGUUCACAUAUGGCUAUUAAAGACAGACAAACAGACAGACAGCGCCUUCUUUCUCUCGCGCAUGUGGUACUUCCUGGUCAUGUGGUUCACCCCAGUGGAGAGGGGGUGGGGCUGCAGAGCCACGCCCUCUUUUAAGUCCUCCCACUAGCCGGUGCGUCUUAGAAUCCUCUCUGUGAGACCUGCUAACUUUCUUCACACACUUACACACAAGCACAGAUAUACACAGGAAAGCACACACAUGCUUGUUGGUGUGCAUGCAUACACACACACACACACACACACACACACACACAAACAGAAAUCACAUAUACAUACAAUAUAAUACACACAAACACAAAUAAGCACCCUAAAAUAAAUACAGUAUGCUGUUCAUAGAGGCAUUUGUUUGUUAAUGAAACCAACUCUUUAUUGUACUUUGGUGGUCUAUGCUGAUAUUGUUAAAACAAUGAUGAGCUGUGUCGGUGUGUUGUUCCUAUCAUAGUCAUUGUCUGACAUUUUCAUCAUAGGCUCACCUCACCCCAGCCUCCUCCUUGUCCAUUUCCUCGUCCCGUGUUUCGCUCCAACUCUCUGACAGCAAUACAGUGAUCUUAGUUGGGAACGCCUCCUGUUACCCGCCAAUACACAUGACACGAGAUGGAGAGCGACUGCAGAAGUUAGUAACGUGUAGUUAGACGUAGGUAAGACGUGUCAAUUAAAGGGAAUAAUGUUACAUUCAUGGCAAGUAUUGAAGUUGGCGUUUUCUUUGCAACCUUUUAGUAACUGAUUUAUUUACGACACUGUCUCGUAGAUUGAAACUACUAAGAGCUACAGUACUACCAAACCAUUUGAGGUUUCUAGUUAUCUAGUGUCUCUGGCAUAUAUUUUACUCAACAUCUGUAGUGUAAAUAGAUGAAAGUAAAUGUUUUUUUUUCUUUUUUGACAUUUUUGUUGAGCAAUUUGUCUUUUGUGUGUGUGUGUGUGUGUGUGUGUGUGUGUGUGUGUGUGUGUGUGUGCGUGUGUGUGUGUGUGUGUGUGUGU